AAAAAGAAGAAAAAACAGUUGCCAUGUUCUAAAGUAUUAAAUUGUUAAAUAAAGUAACUAUUCAAUAGUAUGAAUGAUAGUUUAGUCCAGAAACAGAGGUCAGUGUAGUGUCUGACAUGGCACACUGAUACCUAUCACACAUCAAGCCUAUAUUAUUAGACUAUUAAUAAUAUAUACAUAGGAGAGAAUUUGAAAGACAAAAUUUAUUUCUACUAAAAGAAGAUAUGUUCAAGUAUACAUCUGCCUCAUUGUGUUUUACACUAACGGAUUUUAAUCAUACAAAUUCUUGUUCAAUACAUAAUGAUACCAGUGACAACUUUAAAGAAAGUGUGCACCGAAUCUUUGCACUUGUUAUCCAAUAUGUCCUGCUUAUAUUCAUCGUAGUUGGCAAUUCUAGCGUAUUAAUAUGGACAGUGAAAAGUGUGCAUAAAUCCCGAUUGAAUAGAUUCUUCAUAAAUCUAGCAAUAGCAGAUUUAUUUGUUGGCUUGGGAAAUCUGAUACCUGAUAUUAUCUGGAAGACAACAGUUGAUUUUUAUGGACCAACGUUUGUGUGUAAAAUAACCAAGUAUUUAAUGAAUACCAGUAUUAUGAGCAGUUCGUAUGCAUUAUUAUCAUUGAGUAUCGAUCGGUGUAUUGCAAUAAAGUGGCCAUUUUCAAGAAUUUAUGACCAAGAUCUUUAUACGAUAACAUUGUGCGGUUUAGGGUGGUUAUUUGCCCUAUUUUUCAAUAUCCCAUCACUGAUUUUCUUCCAAAUAUCCCAGUCACCUCGAUUCGGUGUACAAUGUAGCAUUUCUUGGCCACCUUUAUAUUGGAAGAUCUAUUUAGUGGUUAUGGUCGUACUGAUUUUCUUCAUACCUGUGCUAAUCAUAAUUUUAACUCACGCAAUAAUUAUAAGAACAAUAUGGAACGUUAAAAGUUCUAUACCCCGUAAUAACAUCUAUGCACAAGGAAAUUUCGCGAAUAAUCUAAAUAAUGAAGAUAAGCGUUCAAAAUUAGUUCAAAAUGAUGAUGGAAUAGGAUAUUCUAGAGUAUCAGAGCCUAAUACAGAAGCUAAUAAUCAUUUUCAGCAUAAAAUGAUUCCACGUGGCACAGAUCAAAUGAAGACAAAUGGUCAAGAAUGUCUAUCGAGUAAUAUGCAUGAUGAUACAACUGCAACUAUCCACUGUCAAGAAACAAAAUCACAUUCUAUUUCUGUAACAAAAAAUAAUCAUUCACUGUUUGCCCGGAAUAAACUUGACUGUAAUAGUGUUUUUUCUCGAGCAAAAAUGAAAUCUAUUCAGCUGACUUUUCUAAUUGUUGCAGUUUUCAUUGCCUGCUGGCUACCUUACAUGCUUUGGAAUUUUGUAAUUACUCUCGGUGGUAUUCAAAGGAUGCAACUUUCAUUAAGGUAUACAUCUGUUGUAUUCAAUCAACUAGUACAUUUGAAUGCUGCGGCAAAUCCAAUCGUCUUCUGGUUAUAUCAUGUUCGUCGGUAUAAAAAUCCAAACGCUUUACCAUAUGAAAGAAGACGAAGUGGGGGAAGAAGGCGAAACGGGAGGGGAAUAGGAGGCAUAUCAGCUACUGUAUCUUUAAAAGAAAAAAUGACACCACACUGUGAACGAUGAACGAUGAAUAAGAAUUCUACUGCAUUUUCAACAUUUUGUUCUUUUUUUAGAUAUUUCAGAAGAGAAAAUAAAAACCUUUACAUCAAUCUCAUGAUUUAUUGAAAGUGAAUUCAUCAAUUUUGUACAAUUAGCU
Messenger RNA from Trichobilharzia szidati, 1737 nucleotides. NCBI's taxonomy places the organism in Eukaryota, Metazoa, Platyhelminthes, Trematoda, Strigeidida, Schistosomatidae. The record is from the annotation of a GenBank genome assembly.